CUGAAAUAGACUGGGAUUUGUAAAAUUGUUAAUAAAAACAACUGAAAAUAAUCAUAAAAAGACUCCAUAUAGCUUGUUCAUCUUAAUCCAAGUCUCUAAAAACCCUGAAAUCCAAAACAAAUUUGAAAAGAUGUGGUCUAUACCCUCUUAAAGCCAAAAUCUUUAAUUUCUUUAAAAGCGCCAGCACGCACCCUCUCUAAAGUGGUUGCAUGCUGUAAAUAAUGUCUUUUCAAAUUAACUUCGAAUUAUUUUUUUUUACGUUUUAAAACAAGUCGCCUUCUACUUCAGCUGUUUCGGAGGAGAAUGCUGCAACGCUGUUUUGCUGUGAGGCUCCAGAGAUGUUUUGAGCACUAAGACAUUUCACUCAGCUUUCCAUCGGCAUUGAGCUAGGUGGAUAAAGACUGAAUAUUCUUUUUUGGGUGAACUAAUCCUUUAAUUCAUUGGAAAAAAUAAAAGAAUAAUUGCACAACAGGAGCCGGUCAAAUCAAACGCAACACAAUAAAACCACUUUUCACAUGUUUGAUGCUUGUGGAAGUGAAGACGUGCAGAACUGUGGACCUCCUCUACUUGAUGAGUCACAAAGCGAGCCAUAGCUACUGAUUUGCCACACUCAGAAUGGUGCAACAGCAGAGGUGAGCGAUAAAUGUUGUGUAAGCAAUUAUUGACAGCAGGUCUAAAGUGAACUCUGUGCCCGAGUCCACACAGGUUGGGGUCUCUUGAAGCAUUCAGAUAGUGACAGGAUUGUUGCUGUCAGUGGGUUCCUGUCACAUUCUCAAUGGCUGCUGUCUCAGAAUCUCCUUUCUCUCUGGACUCCUACCAUGUCUCUGAGGAGCUUGGAUUCAUCCUCCGUGAUCCUCUGGAAGAGCUCCCCCCGUAUUACCAGCCAUGGAUGGAUAUUGCCCUACGGGUUCCGGAGCUCGUGCACUCUCACGAGCUUCGCCUCCAUAUUAACAGGAUGCCGCUGCUGAGCACCCAGUAUCUGCAGAAACACCGGGAGUUACGGCUGGCCCACCUGGCCCUCAGCGUGAUGACCAUGGGCUACAGCUGGCAGGAGGGAGAGAACAACACAGUUGAGAUGCUGCCACGUAACCUGGCUGUCCCGUACUGGGAGGUGUCACAGCGUUUGGGACUUCCACCAAUCCUAACCCAUGCAGAUGCAGUACUGGCUAACUGGAGGAAGAAGAACCCAGAGGGGCCUUUUGACAUGGAGAACCUGGAGCUGCUGCUCAGCCUCCCCGGUGGAGACAGUGUCCGAGGUUUCUUUAUGGUUACUCUGCUGGUGGAGCUCGCAGCUGUUCCUGCAUUGAGGAACAUUCCUGCUGUGAUCAACGGUGUCAGGUGUGGUGACACUGAGGCUGUGGCAGGAGCGCUGGAGGACAUCAGCCAGUCGAUACAGGACAUGACAGAUGCACUCAAGCUCAUGCAUGUGUACGUGGAACCGUCAGUCUUCUAUGGCAUCAUGAGGAUCUACCUGUCAGGGUGGAAAGACAACCCUAGUAUGCCUAAUGGGCUGGUAUAUGAAGGGGUCCAGACAGAACCGAUGGAGUAUUCAGGUGGCAGCGCUGCACAGAGCAGCCUGCUGCACUGCUUUGAUGAACUUCUGGGAGUCAAACAUGAAGCAAAAAGUGGUGCCUUUCUAACCCGGAUGAGGGACUACAUGCCUCCCAAACACAAGCAACUGAUCCAGGACAUCUCGUCGCAACCCUCACUAAAGAAUUUUGUCCAGCAGCAGGCCAGUGAGCGGCUCAACCAGGCCUUUCAGCACUGCAUCACGAAACUGUUGCAUUUGCGCAGCUACCACAUCAACAUUGUCAGCCGCUUUAUCACCGUACCUGCAGCCCGAGCACGACAGCUUCGUGACAGGAACCAGGACUCCGAGGGGGAAAUGAUAAGCAGAGCACCAACAGCAUUAGAGGAGAGGGGCACCGGUGGCUCUGGCAUCAUGAUCUUCCUUAAGACUGUGAGGGACCAGACAAAAGAAGCCUUCCUGUCUGAGAGGAGAACAGAAAUGAAUCACCAGAACUGAUGAGUGAGCAGUGUCUGCUGCAUAUAUGUCAUUGGAAGGAUGCAUUUCACAUAGCUUCGUUGUGUUCACGAACAAGCCUCAACUCUGAGUGAUAGCCUUCAUUCAGUCCAAAUCCUAAUUCAAACCACUGCUCUGACUUUCCAUGAAACGCAACCGCUGAUUCCUUCUUUAAUCUGAACUAGAGAACAAGAGAGAUUGUCCUCUGUAACGGGAACAAAUAGCAGUUGUUAUCUGUUCAGUGUAGAAAAAAAGAUAAGUGAGAGAAGUUUGCAGCUGUCAAAAAAAAUGGAUGAAACAUUUGAAAAACCGAAAUCCUGCAGUACCUUGUUUAACCAUGGCAGGGCACUGAAGGGCAGCAUUCCAAUUCAGACGAAAGGAGGAUUGUUUAUUAAAGGCCAAGACGGUGGGCAAAACCCGAGUCCCAAAGGCAUGAAGGCUUGUGAUUUACCUGAUGUCAUAACGUAUUCAUCAUUAAUAACAGUCAUCAGACGAGGUGUGCAGCCUACGCUAGCUGAAACCUACCCUGACACACUGAAGCAGGCUGGAACAUGACCUUUUCCCUCUCUGUAAAUAAUCAGCCUUUGUUGCAUCUUUGCUCCCCACUGUGUCCUUACAAUGGGGUUGUCAUGUCGAAGUACAAUGCACAAUGCAGCGCAGAGAUGCAUCACUUAUCAGAGCAGUUACCUCAGCACCUCUGCCAUCCUCCUCCAGCCCACAUCCAGCCCUCACAUGCCCCACUAUACUUCCUGGAUGGAGAGUGUGGAAAACCCAGAGUGAUGAAGGGAGGGAUUGUGUCAUGAAUGGGAGCUUCACCUUUCCUGGCCCGUCUCCACCGGUGUUUUAUUACGAUAGCAGCUCGGCAAGAUCAGAUAAGGCAGGCGGUGUAGCAAUUAGACAUGACAACUCUCUUCAAACCCGCGGGAUCCACUUCUUCUUCCACCCUCUUUCUUUUCUCAUUCUGGGUAAAUAGCAGGAAAGAUAAUGGAAGAGAGCAUUAAACUAUUGCACAUGAAGCCUGUCAAGACCCUGGUGUCAGAGACAUUUGUUAAAGGAUGAGUUGACCCAAAAAAUGAAAAUUCAGCCGUUAUCUGCACACCCCCAUGCUGAUGGAAAGCAUUCUCCUAAAAACUGAGGUAGAUGGGGACUAGAAUAUAAAGAAACAACUGAAACCUGUCCAGCGUAAUUCAAGUCUCCAGUAGCCCUGAAAUCCUGGACUGAUUUGAAAAGUGGUUAUUUACACCCUUGAUGCAUGGUUGAGCUUGUGCACCCACUUUAGAUGGGGUUUAGAUUUUGAUGCUGAGAAGAGUAUAAAUAAUAUCUUGCAGUCAGUUUGGGCCUCCAGACACUUGGAUUACACAAGACAAGCUGUAUGGAGCCAUUCCAUAUCUUUAUGUUUGGUUCUACUACAUUUGAAAACUAGAGUUGCCCUCAGUAGAACAUAUACCUCUGCCAAGGCCCAACAGGCCCAUUUAAUUCAAUCAAGCCUAAUCAUCAUGGGUACCCCUCUGAAUCCUAAUGAUCUCAGCCGCACAUUAGUGGUAGUUGCAUAUUUCCAUCCUUAUUCGUUACCAUACAGAUAGUGAAAAAAACAUUUAUUAAAUCAUUAGAUCCAUAUUUUUUUUUUCUUCAUGAGAAACAGAAUCAUCAGUGUAAAAAAAAGUUAGAGGGGUCUAUUUCAUGCCGUUAUCAAUCCUCUAUCUAAGUUUUGUGGAAGUCUGCUCUGUAGUUUUUCUGCAAUCCUGCCUACGAUCCAACCAAAACAUGCAUACAGACAAAAACAACAGUCUGCAUCUACUUCAGUUGCUUCAGAGACUGAUGUAAACCCUAGGAAACGUCACCUGACCUUUGGGUGAACUAACUCUUUAAAUGUUUUUUUAAUUUUUUUUUUUUAACUUUAGAUGGAUGUACAGCAAACACGUUAGAAAAGAGCAUACCUGAGUAAUCAUUAGACUAUCAUCCAUUCACUGAAAUAUGUCCACUCAGAUGAGUUUCACAAGCUUUUCUUAGAAUGUGACAGGAAGACCGAGGUGAGGAGGGGAAAGGUGAACAGAAACUCCGCAGGGAUGGAGAGAGUUGGGUGGUGGUGGUGACAGCGUGCUCACAUGUCACAGUGAUCUGAUUAGAACCUUCUUCCACAGCCAACGCAAAUAAUCCCCUUCCUUAUUACCUAACUGUGGAGGACUCCCUGACAACCCGACAGUAAACACUGGCCAUCUCUAAGGAUGUCUUCAUUGUGUAGCCGGGGCUGGGCCUGCACAGCCGCUGAAGUUUCACCUCGUAUCACAACACUGGCUGAUUUCAAUAUAGGAUAUGACACACGUAGAUGUACGCACACACCCGAAUCUUUUGUGUUGUACUGACAAUGCUGUGACAUGCAAGACAUCAGAGAAGUGUGUAAAGGGUCAGGUUUUUUGUUAUAAAGUUACAUUUUGGUUUGAGAAUCAAGGCAGAAAGCUAAAUCAGUUUUUUUUCCUCUGGGCAAAGGGCAUCUGGAGUCACUCUUGUUUUCAUGAAAUCUACUCAAACAGCCAUGUUUGAUCCAUCAGAGCGGACAGGAUUACAGGCGUGGGUUCUCCUUUUGGUUAGACAAUCGGACAUCUUGCCUCGGUGGUUAACCACAGGAUAUCCUGGAUUCUGUUAUUUCAAAAUUGAAUUUAUGAUGCUGCUGCUUACCUCAAGCCAAGCAAAGCCAGGACCUUUUCUCACCCGUGAUGGCAGCAGUGCAGGAUUGAUUGUCUUUGGCGUGUACAUGACGGGCGUAGCUGGGAAUUAUGGGUCGUGCAGUGCAGUAGGUGACUCUGGGCGUUUGAAUGCUUUCUGCUCAUCUGGACUUCACUAUCUUUAUCAAACACACCCACAGGUCAGAUACAGCUUCAUAACUCACUUACUGAUCAGUUUGGAUUCACCCUCAGAGCAGUUCGUGCUCCAUAUAUCCUCAUAUCCUAUAUCCUGCUACAGUGAAGAUUUCUGUAAAAAAAAGAGUGGAAAUGAUGUCUUUUCAAACCAACUUUUGAUCUCAGAGCUUCUGGACACUAAGAUUACAGUGGACACACUGUAUGAAGCUAUUGUUCAUACUGAAGCUAUAUGGUUUUUUUCCCCCAUUAACAUUCCGUUGUUUAGGAGAAAAACUCACCCUCCUCUCAUUGGGAUGAUGUUCCAUUAAGACCAACAGUAGUGGACCGAUAUAAAUAAUAAGGGAGUUAAAACCAAUAACGUAAAUUAGAAAACUGAAUGAAUUAAAUAUAGCCAUUUAAUGGUCUUAAUAAUAUGCAGAAAUAUGUGUCGCUCCACCUCAGGGGUUUCUUUACCUAUGAUGUUGCUAAUACCGCUCCUAUCGUCGCGAACAUCUCCAGACGGGUGAAUCAUCCUUCCUAUAGGACCUCCAUUUGGAAGGUUUCCAUAGAAGUCUCUCUAAAUACAAGCAAAACGUAGCCAAAAUUCCCUGUGUUGUGGCUUUUCAGACUUCACUUUCCUGCCCUUAAACAAGACAUCAAGCUCGUCUUUCACCCACCCCGUCUCUCAAAUCAUUUCUCUCAACCCCGGCUCCUCUUUGUACCUCACUCUUGCGGUCUGUCAGCGCAGGUUAAAGGCUUUUGAUGUUGUCAUCUUACAGCAACUUUAUCACUUCCUCCCCACUGACUCAACUGAACCGGUAUGCCCACAUGAAAAAACAGAAAAGAAGCUGUCAGACACACACAGCCAGCUUUAACGGCUGCUCAUUCAGGUGUAGAAUUACUAUUGAUGCCAGUGUUGAUGAUGCAGCCCAGAUGACGUCACUGCCUUCACAGGAUAGUACACGUCACACUGCAGUCUUUGUUAUUCCAAGGAAAACUUGUGACAUUCGGCCUCUGUGAGACAGAUAUGUGAUGCAUCAUGCUGUGCUGUGCGACGUAGAUAUCCGGCUCUGCGUCUGAUGGAUGUUUUUUUCCCUCCUCGCAGCCCUGUGACUUCCAGAGUUUGGCUGAAUAAAUGCAGGAGAUUGUCGACA
Messenger RNA from Acanthopagrus latus (yellowfin seabream), 6014 nucleotides. It is a transcript of the gene ido1, whose product is annotated as indoleamine 2,3-dioxygenase 1. Gene Ontology annotation, molecular function: L-tryptophan 2,3-dioxygenase activity; metal ion binding; indoleamine 2,3-dioxygenase activity. NCBI's taxonomy places the organism in Eukaryota, Metazoa, Chordata, Actinopteri, Spariformes, Sparidae. Gene Ontology annotation, cellular component: cytoplasm. The coding region runs from base 776 to 2026 and encodes 416 amino acids. The record is from RefSeq and is a predicted model, not a curated record. The transcript is spliced from 10 exons. Gene Ontology annotation, biological process: 'de novo' NAD+ biosynthetic process from L-tryptophan.